UUAUGUAUAUUAAAUUAAACAUUUUUAGUACAGUCGUGUUUUGAUUUGUUUGCUUAUUUUUUUAUUGUGUUUCAAAUUGUUGAAAAUGUAUGUUCCGACAUUAAAAAAAAGUAUCUUUAGUCUGUUUUGGUUGCCACAAAAUUUUAACAUAAAAAUAAGCAUCACCUUCUCUUGUAUUUCAUUUGGAUUAACCACUGAGUUCAUUCGUAAAUGCGAGAAAAAUUCAUCCGAGCUGUCAAAAAUCGUUACCGAAAACAAAAUUGGAGGCCUCAAGAUAGAACGCAAUGGCUGGUACCCUGUACACUUAUCUGGAUAACUUCCGCGUCUACAAGGCCCUGAUUGCUGCCUUGCUGCCCAGUUCUCUGGUUUCGCCAAAUUUCGUGUUCGGCGAAACGAACAAGAGUGCCGACUUCUUGAAGAAGUUCCCAUUUGGAAAGGUUCCGGCUUUCGAAACCGCCGAUGGCAAGGUCCUGACCGAGAGCAACGCUAUCGCGUAUUACGUUUGGAACGAGCAGCUGCGAUUCUGUCGUUCCUGUCGUUCGCGGACAAUGAGCUGCUGCCAGCGGUGCAUGCCAGGGAUUUCCCGUUCAUCGGAAUAAUCCAGUUCCAGAAGAACAAUGUGGAACGUGCUAAGCAGGAUCUGAAGGCUGCCCUCAAUGCCCAUUUGAUCCAUCAAAUCUUCCUAGUAGGCGAGAGCCUGAUUCUGGCCGACAUCGUAUUCGCCACCGGUACAAAGAAUUCAAA
Messenger RNA from Uranotaenia lowii, 744 nucleotides. RefSeq names its product elongation factor 1-gamma-like. The coding region runs from base 285 to 599 and encodes 104 amino acids. The record is from RefSeq and is a predicted model, not a curated record. Gene Ontology annotation, cellular component: nucleus; cytoplasm. The transcript is spliced from 2 exons. Gene Ontology annotation, biological process: translational elongation. NCBI's taxonomy places the organism in Eukaryota, Metazoa, Arthropoda, Insecta, Diptera, Culicidae.